Messenger RNA from Pygocentrus nattereri (red-bellied piranha), 3713 nucleotides. RefSeq names its product transmembrane protein 252. NCBI's taxonomy places the organism in Eukaryota, Metazoa, Chordata, Actinopteri, Characiformes, Serrasalmidae. Bases 1574 to 2173 code for a protein of 199 amino acids. The transcript has 3 exons. The record is from RefSeq and is a predicted model, not a curated record.
CGAAGAAGCAGACCAGACAAACUCACAGAGUAUAGCCACCGAGCUCUGAAGCUCAUAGCUUCAAAAAGUGCAUUAGAGUUCCAAACUGCCUCUGGAAGUAACAUCAGCACAAGACUGUGCGCUGGGAGCUUCAUGAAAUGGGUUGCCAUGCCAUCUUAGGCUUGUGGUCAUGGCAGCUGCACAAAAGCCUAAAAUCACUAUGCACAGUGCCAAACAUUGACUGGAGUGGUUUAAACCAUACCGCCCUUGGACUCCGGAGCAGUGGAAAUGUUCCCUGGAAUGAUUAAUCAUACAUCUCUGUCUGGAAAUCUGAGUGUGACAGGCGCCAGGAGAACACUACUGGAAUGCACAGAGCCAACAUUAAACUAUGGCGGACGAGGGAUAAUGGCGUUUCUCAGGGGUUUUGCUCGGCCCUUAGUUCCAGUGAAGGAACUGACAAGUUUGUUGUGGAGGAACUCCAGGUGCCUGCACAAAAUCCUCAUCUAAAACCCCAUCCAGUCACUUCGAGAUGAAUUGGAAUGCUGUCGGACCAGGACAGCGUGCCAUCAUUUGACGGAGCUAUGAAUUCUGGAUUGUAUCAACCUACAAUUUUAGGACAUCUAUACAUGAACUGAAUCUCAACAGCAGGUGGGUCCUGCAGAAAGACAACAACCUUAGUCAAAGUCCAGACCAUAAUACAAUAGAAAUGUUAAGACAGAAACUAAGGUGUGGCAUUCAUGCAAGAAAGUACGCCAACAUAACAGAGUUGAAGCAGUUCUGUAAACAGGAAUGGGCCCAGAUUCAUUUCAAUGUGCAGAGAUGAUUGAUGGUUUUAGGAAUCAUUUGGUUAAAGUCACUAUUGCUCGAAGGGGUCAAAUCAGUUUCCAGAGGUUCACAUAUUUUUGCCGACAAUUAGCUUACUAGUGCAAAAAUGAAUUAAGUAACAAUAUAAUUUUUGUGUUAUUUGUUUAAUUCCAUUUAUAUAUUGUUAGUUGAAUGAAGAUCUGACCUUACUUUUACUUGUCUUAACUUUUUGAAAAAUAAAAAUAAGAUAAAAAAGUCUCAAGAGGUCAAGAUAAAGUGUAUGUAUAGACUCCAAAAGGGACAACUUGCAAUCGUACAUUUUUACAAUAAUAAUUAUAUUGCACAGAGUGUAGACGGUAUAUGUAAUAUUUUCUUUAUAAAACAGAGUCUUAUCAAAGUUUUAUUAAAUGUCUUUUUUUAGGAGAGUAAUACAGCACUCAUGCAAAUGGUUAACCACAGUAACACUGAAAAUUAAACUGCGCAGACAAAACAUGACCUUUGUCUUUUUCCAUCCAUUUCCCUCCAUCAUUUUUUCCAGUUGUACUAUGCAUGAGUAUAAUGUCAUUAAUGAGAUUAUGUUCUCGGAACGUUUGGCCAAAGCACUACAGCGUGUGGGUACAAAAGCGUCUGGGCACCUUUGGAAUGACGUAGUCAGUCUGCUGGCACAGAGUUGAAGAUGAGGUGGAGAUUACCCGACAUGGAUUUGUGUCUCUUACCAUAGAGACACGUCAGGGAGGUCAAACUUCAGUCUGUUCUUAAUAAGCCCUGAUCUAGAGAACCUCAAAUUCAGAUGCCAGCUGCUCCAGCACGGGAACUUCUGCAGUUGUUGUUCUUGCCUGUCAUUGCUCUUCAGCCUUACAGAGAUUUAACUGACACCAUGUGUAAAAGGAAAUACCUGCUGGCUGCAGCCCGCCUGGUGAUGCCUGCUACUGGCUUAAGUCUCAUCUGUGUGGGUGCCUACAUAAAAUCCAUCGACAAUGAAGAGGUGAAGACACUAAUAGAUGUCUUCACUUACAUUCUCAUCAUCUUGGGCCUCAUUUUCCUUGUUUUCGGAUUGCUGUGGUCUGUUGGCCAUGGAAUGAAGAAUGCGCUGGUCAAGUGGUCGGGGAGGAGGACCCAAAACAAUGAUGUCCAUGUUUUUACUGUAGACAGGCCAUGCACCUUUCCUCCAUCAUAUGAAGAAUCCGAGGUCAGAAAUAACGCUGAAGAGGGGACUGUUCGGCGAUGGCUGGGCUUAGCCCCUCCAGUGUACACUGAGAGCAGCUUAGAGAUUUGCACUGAAAAUUUCAGCUAUGAAGAACCACCUACAUACCAGCAAGCUGUUCUCCAUAGCCCAGCUGCUCCACAAACCACCUGUCUACCAACAAACAGCUCUGCAGAGCCACUGUGAGACGUUGCUCUCUCUGGACUGGAUUGAGAGAGAAGCACACCAAGUGAGUGAAGAAGAUGCUUCACACCUCGCUGCCUUAGGAGUGAUGCGAUUCAGAAAAGUCAUCCUGUUCUGGGAUGAUGACUGAAAAGUAUGAGAUAUUUUAACAGUCUGUGAGGAGAGACUGGAGAAAAUGCAGACUGUGUGAUGCAGUGAAUGUGGGCAAGAAAGUGGUAGCACUGCUUCUGAACAACCAUGAAAAUAAGACCCACUGCUGAUGAGAAAAAGACUGGACGCUGUCAUAGUCAGUAGUUGUAUUGAGGGUCCAGAAGAGGAUAGUUUUUGUCUAGGAACAUGAUGUGAUCAGUCUGUGUAAUUGCUCUAGGCCUGGUUUUCAAAGCAUCAAAGCACAAUGGUGGUAGGGUUAUUUGGAGUGCUAUGGAACAGGGGUGUCCAAGGUCCGGCUCCCGGGCAAAAACAUGCCCUGCGGACAGAUUGUAUUUGGCCUGUGGCUUCUCUCUUACAAUGUAUUACAGGUGGCCUGCCAGGCAGUGUGCUUCAGUUCAGGGUGGUAUCAGAGCCGCAAAACUUACAGUGUGUUGCACCACACUGCGUUAAAAAAGUUAGCUAAAUGUAAGAGCUUCCAGACUAGACCUACAAUUUAAUAUACUUCAUAAUGUUUAGUCAUGAUGAAGGCCAAAAAGCACAAAGGUGACAAUGAGAAUUUCAAGAGAAGUGGAACUCAGAACACCUUUUCAUCAGAAGCCACAGCAUUGUGUGCCUCAUAUGGCAACCAUAAGGAAUUUAAUACCAAAGAGAUUCUGAAAUAAAAUAUAUAUUUUACAAUGAAUACUCGACGUUUGUUAUCAGUUCAAUAAAUGUUUGUUCUAUGUGUUUUCCUUAUAAUGAAUGCUUGUUUUUUUAUAUUUUAUAAAUAAUAAUUUGAGACAGUAGUGUACAGUGUACAACAAGUACGGUAGUAUGCAAAAGUUGGAAUACACCUGAACAGAUUAUAUUUUAUUUAUUCAUUUAUUUUAAUCGAAAAUAAUUUAACACAUCCUCUACAGGUCACAUACAUAAAUGUCUCAUUUCCUGUAAACUAUAGUUCACAAUUUCUAUCUGUUUCAAAAAAAUAAAUAUAACUAACAUUAACUUUUGCACAUUUAAUAUUUUACAUGAUUCCUCUAUUACAUUGAAUUAAUCCAAUAUGGCCUCCUUUAAUAAUGUUUGGACACCCCUGCCAUAGAAGAAGUACUUUUGAUUCCUUGACUUCCUAAACAAGAUGUGAAUGUAAAAAUUAUGUACAUAAUGUAAAGAUUUAAAUUAAUUAUCCUUUUAUCCAACAGCCAUUUAGGAACCUUCAUUUUUAAGGUUGUAAAGUAUCAGUUUGAACAGUGAAACAAUGAUUACUAAUUUAUGAUCUGUACAUAUAUGAAAAAUGUUUGAAGCUGAACUGGUCAAACCGAACAGCUGAAACAGACAUAAAAGUGUACCCAAACUUUACUGAUAGGUCAAGCUAGCAUGUUUUAUAUGUUGGUAUUAAUAAAGAAUUACAAUAAGA